Messenger RNA from Oryctolagus cuniculus (rabbit), 5463 nucleotides. The record is from RefSeq and is a predicted model, not a curated record. Lineage: Eukaryota; Metazoa; Chordata; Mammalia; Lagomorpha; Leporidae.
GUACUUAAGUUAGGGGAUGGUAAAGAGAUUUGCUUGGCUGAGGAAGACGGAAUAAAUGGGAGAAAAAUAGAAAGUCUGGAUAAGUAAUAAAAGUGAUUCCAAGUGACAGACAUGAGGAAGAAGAUUCCAAUUGACAUAAACUAUAUUAAUGUGAAGAGAUUUAGAAGCCAAAAUACAAGUAUCUGUUAGAGGCUUUAAAAGUUUUGAAUGAAGUUGACAACUUUGGAAACAAAGCAAGACAUCCUAAAAUAAAUCCAUCAGAAUGACACCUUCUCAGGUCACCUUUGAAAUAAGAGGAACUCUUUUACCAGGAGAAGUUUUUGCAAUAUGUGGGAGCUGUGAUGCAUUGGGAAACUGGAAUCCUCAAAAUGCUGUCACUCUUCUUCCAGAGAAUGAGACCGAUGAAAGCAUGUUAUGGAAAGCAACCAUUGCCCUCAGUAGAGGAGUAUCAAUUCAGUAUCGCUACUUCAAAGGGUGCUUUUUAGAACCAAAGACUAUCGGUGGUCCAUGUCAAGUCAUAGUUCACAAGUGGGAGACUCAUCUACAACCACGAUCAAUAACCCCUUUAGAAAAUGAAAUUACUAUUGAUGACGGACAGUUUGGAAUCCACAAUGGUGUUGAAACUCUGGAUUCUGGAUGGCUGACAUGUCAGACUGAAAUAAGAUUACGCUUGCAUUAUUCUGAAAAACCUCCUGUCUCAAUUACCAAGAAAAAGUUGAAGAAAUCUAGAUUUAGGGUAAAGCUGACACUGGAGGGCCCAGAGGAAGAUGAUGAUGAUAGGAUUUCUCCCACUGUUCUUCAUAAAAUGUCCAAUACUCUGGAGAUAUCUUUAAUAAGUGAUAAUGAGUUCAAGUGCAGGCAUUCACAGCCAGAGUGUGGAUAUGGCUUGCAGCCUGACCGUUGGACAGAGUACAGCAUCCAGACAAUGGAACCAGAUAACCUAGAACUAAUCUUUGAUUUUUUUGAGGAAGAUCUCAGUGAACAUAUAGUUCAGGGUGAUGCUCUUCCUGGACAUGUGGGAACAGCGUGCCUCUUAUCAUCCACCAUUGCUGAGAGUGGGAAGAGUGCUGGAAUCCUCACCCUUCCCAUCAUGAGCAGAAAUUCCAGGAAAACAAUUGGCAAAGUAAGAGUUGACUUCAUAAUUAUUAAGCCAAUACCAGGAUACAGUUGUGAUAUGAAAUCAUCAUUUUCCAAGUAUUGGAAGCCAAGAAUACCAUUGGAUGUUGGACAUCGAGGAGCAGGGAACUCUACAACGACCGCCCAGCUGGCUAAAGUUCAAGAAAAUACUAUUGCUUCCUUAAGAAAUGCUGCUAGUCACGGUGCAGCCUUUGUGGAAUUUGAUGUACACCUUUCAAAGGACUUUGUGCCUGUGGUAUAUCAUGAUCUCACUUGUUGCUUGACUAUGAAGAAGAAAUUUGAAGCUGAUCCAGUUGAACUGUUUGAAAUUCCAGUAAAGGAAUUAACAUUUGACCAACUCCAGUUGUUAAAGCUCUCUCAUGUGACUGCACUGAAGUCUAAGGAUCGGAAAGAAUCUGUGGUUGAAGAAGAAAAUUCCUUUUCUGAAAAUCAGCCAUUUCCUUCUCUUAAAAUGGUUUUAGAUUCUUUGCCGGAAGAUGUAGGGUUUAACAUAGAAAUAAAGUGGAUCUGUCAACAAAGGGAUGGGAUGUGGGAUGGUAACUUAUCAACAUAUUUUGACAUGAAUCUGUUUUUGGAUAUAAUUUUAAAAACCGUUUUGGAAAACUCUGGGAAGAGGAGAAUAGUGUUUUCUUCAUUUGAUGCAGAUAUCUGCACAAUGGUUCGACAAAAACAGAACAAAUAUCCCAUAUUAUUUUUGACUCAAGGAAAAUCCGAUAUUUACCCUGAGCUCAUGGACCUCAGGUCUCGGACAACUCCCAUUGCAAUGAGCUUUGCACAGUUUGAAAAUCUUCUGGGGAUAAAUGCACACACUGAAGACCUGCUCAGAAACCCAUCCUAUAUUCAAGAGGCGAGAGCUAAGGGACUGGUCAUAUUCUGCUGGGGUGAUGAUACCAACGAUCCAGAAAACAGAAGGAAAUUAAAGGAAUUUGGAGUCAAUGGUCUGAUUUAUGAUAGGAUAUAUGAUUGGAUGCCUGAACAGCCAAAUAUAUUCCAAGUGGAGCAGUUGGAACGCCUGAAGCAAGAACUGCCAGAGCUGAAGAGCUGUUUGUGCCCUACUGUGAGCCGCUUUGUCCCCUCGUCUUUGUGCGGGGAGCCUGAUAUCCACGUGGAUGCCAAUGGCAUUGACAACAUGGAGAACGCGUAGUUGCUGUCUGGAGACCAUUUGGGUAUUCACUUUUCAUCACUGAGCAUCGUUUAUCUAUGCCUUUUGGGUUUCUUAGUCCAAUGAAGCAAUAAUGAAGUAUUUUACUCUUUCACUACAGUUCUUGCAAGAAUUUCAAGUAUGCUAUUUAAUCACUUGGCCAGGUAUAAUUGCCAGUCAUUCUCUUUACAGUAAGAACAUUUAUUGGUUGGUAAAUAUUUUGAACUAAAUAUAUAAACCUAUAAUGUUAAAUAAAUGUCCUUAACAGCAUAGCACUUCAAAAUUAGCUAUAUAAAUAUCUCAUAUUUACACUUCUUAACGACUUAUUUGAUCAGGUCUGAAAUCUUUAGCACUUGAGGAAAUGACUAUGCAUAAUUAUACCUGACCAUGGAAAAGAAUAAGUACCUCAAAUGCAUGCAUUUGCACUGGUGAUUCCAACUGCACAAUUCUUUGUGCCAUCUGUGUAUAUAGGCGUUUUUUACAUGGGUUGACAUGCACAUAUAUCAUUUUCAUUCAGGAUGAACCUUGAGGCUGCUGCCAUUUUUUCACUUAACCAAACCAGCCUGGAGGUGAACCUUGGAAUUUGUUUCCUAAGUCUUUCAGAAGUUGUUUUGCAUAAAUGUUAAAAUUUCAAAAUGCUGCAGGGUAAUUUAAUGUAUAAAAUAUUAGAAGUAUGUAGUGCAUACCUAGUAGAGUAGAUCACAAUGUAUAUAUUCAGUUCAGUGCAUGCUUUAGGUUUCAAGCAUGGGAUUGUACGCGUUUACUGAUAUAAGUCCUUGCAUCUGUGGUGCUAGGUGAGUGUGAGAAGAUGUCAAGGACUGAAAAUAUUUUGUUGCCUAAAAAAAAAAAAGCCUGUUUGUGGGCAUAUUAAACAUGCUUAUUUUAAGGGUAUCUCACUACCUAUUACACACCAUUGCUUUGUGGGUUUGUUGGGUAUGUGUGCGUGUGUGUGUGUGUGUGUGUGAUACAGUAGUUAAAUCUUCGUGCAGAAAAAUAAAUGUCCUGAAUCUUAUAUUGGUAUUCUUUAUUGGAAAUGCAUAUCAUGCAUGUAAUUUAUUUAGAAAUAUAGAAAAUCUUACCAAGCGUUUAUGCAUGUUUUUAGGAUUAUACUAAGAUUUAUUUCAUUAGGAGUAGAUUAUGUUGGCAUAACUGUAACUUAAAAAUGAAUGUUAAAUAAAAUGACAGAUUUAUUUUCUCCAUUAUAAAAUGAAAUUUCAAGAAGGUGUUACUUUUUUUGUAGAACGGUUUUAUAUUAUUCUGAGCAAUUGGAACUUAGUGUCUAUCCUAAAGCUUCUUUGCCUCCAUCUUUCACUGUACUUUCUUCCCCAGGCCGUUUAUUGAUGUAUGGACAUUCAUGUAUGGCAGUAGCUGAGAACCUAAGACUUGAACUUACAUAUAUCUUUUGAUUUUUUUAAAGCUAAGCAAUGCAAUUUUGGUGAGAUUUUAAUUAUGUGAAGAUGAGAUCUGAAAUCCUAUGGUAUUGUAUUUGUAACACUGAUAUUUGAAAAUAGUUUAGGAAUUGGGAAUUUUUAGAAAACUCCUGGGAAAGAAUGUUUUUUCAUCUGCAGACUUUUGUACAAUACAGUUACCAAUAUCUUCUGGUAACUUGGUUAGCCAUAUGUGUGCAGUUUUAGUCCCAUUUCUUUGCUCCUCCCCUGUGCCUUUCCAGUUCCAGAUCUCUGAAGAAGACUCUAGGGCAGUGGGGAAACUGUUCAUAAGCCAGGGUAGGGACAGAGGAGAGUGAGGAAAGGAGCUGGUAGGGGCUAUGCCUCUGAGAAGUUUGAUUUGCUGAGGAGAGCACAUUGCAACUGCUUACGAUACAGAUAGAACCUUCCCACUCCUUCUCAAAUCUGCCUCUUCCAAACCUUAGAAGCCAGUGCUAGGCAAUGACUAAAACGUCACAAGCAGAGGCUCCCCAUUUUAAUACAUGCAGGUCUCAUGUUCCUAGCUGUUGCCCUUUAACCUCUUCUCCAGCCACUCUAGCUGUGAGAGGCUACUGUGCUACUCCCUACAUGGGCCCAUGUGUCCGAUGCCUAGGAGCUGUCUCUUCACCAUAGUCACUUUCUCCAUGCCACACACAUUUCUCCUGGAGCCAUCCGCCUCUCUCCUCUGAGCCCAGACUGAAAGUCCUUCAGAAGACAAGAAACUGUCUUCAAGCAUCCUGCUUAUGCCUCAUUGUGCUCACACCUCCGCCCUGCUCACACCUUCAUCACACCAUGCCUCUUGGUCCAUUCCAGGUGAGCACAGUUGAGGGCCUCUCCUACCAGGCUUGUGCUUUGCAAGGGCAGGGCCCUUGUCCUUAGCCAUUUUUAUUUCCACAGUAUGUGGAACACAGUAGAAAACCAAUGUUGGAAUUAGGGGGAUAAUAUAAUUUGUAUCAUAUGUCCUUUUGGAUUGAGAGAUUUAGUUUUGUUUACUAAAAAUGUUAACUUUGAAUUAGUUUACAUUUUGACAAUGGGGACAAUAUAUUAAUGUCAAUUUUGUGAUGUAGAAGUGUAAUAUUAAAUUAUUUUUUGCUUUCUAGAAAUCGAGUGAAGUGUUUGAUAGCAUGCUGCCACUGUCCUCUGUAUUUUCUCCUCUCUGGAAUGAUGUACUGUAACUGACUGGACAUGGAUGGGAGGCACACAGCUCCCUCCUGGGUGAGCGGUGCCUGAGGGUAACCACAGCUGGCGUCCUGCCACCCACUUACCUCAUUCCAUUAUUCCCUGUAGCACUCAACUCUUCUCCCCUGGGGGCCCCAUGCUUUUGCCUGCCUCAGCACCACUCUCCUUGUCUGAAAUGCCUUCUCUGCCUGCCUUCCAUGUCUCACUCAGGUGCCACCUCUUUAAAACUUGCCUCCGCUUUGGAUCUCAAUCAUGACAGAAACAAUGCAUAUAGCCUCGAAGUCUCUCUACUGCAGUUUGCAGCUAGGCUAAUAAACCCAAGGGUUCACUGAUCUGUCAGGUUGGUGUUAGAAUCUGGGUUUCCCAACUCCUGAUCUUUAUGUUCCUAAGCUACGCGGCCUUCUGAAGUCUUGUGGCAUUUGUUAGCCUAAGCGUUCUUAGAGUCAAUUUCUUAUGUAUCUGUUAUAUUUCCCUAAUAAGAUUGUAAGCCCCUUAAGGGCAAGGACUUCUUUGUGUUUUUAGCACCACUCUAGUGUUCUCUCCUUCGUUAUGAACCAGCUAAAUAAAUGGCAGUGGCAACAA